Molecule: messenger RNA, 2541 nt
Organism: Fusarium pseudograminearum CS3096
Lineage: Eukaryota; Fungi; Ascomycota; Sordariomycetes; Hypocreales; Nectriaceae
Exons: 9
Coding region: 1-2541 (846 amino acids)
Biological process (GO): meiotic cell cycle; regulation of synaptonemal complex assembly
Molecular function (GO): protein binding
Source: RefSeq, a predicted model, not a curated record
AUGGCGGCGGCUAAUGUAUUCACCACGGGCCAAAUCAGGAAGCUUGAGGCGAUUAUAGAGUUUGCUACCGAUCUUCUCUCCAAACUACCAACCUCCCUUGACUCAAGCUCCAGCGAUGUUCUUCUUUCCGAUCUGAAUCACCAUAUAUCUUUGGCCAGUGCUCUGACAGAGAAACGAGCAAUACCGCCGACCGAGAUCGUAGAGGGAUUGAGAGAUAUUGGGAGGAGACUAUGGAACGAGUGUAUCAAAGAGAGGAGAAAAAAGGACGACAUUCUAUCAUCGUCCUCGAGGGUCCAGCUACAAGCUCGCGCACGCGUUCUGGCCUUUUUGAUCCAUGCCUUAGCGCGAGAAACUCGGAACUGCAAAGUUCAAGGCUUCGUCGAAGAGGUGACAAGUAUGAUGGACUUGUCACUCACACUAGCUAGAGUUUGUGUUGAAUCAUCCGACCUUGAUGGCGCGCUUCUGAGCAUGACCAAGGCUGCUGACUACAUCGAACGGCUGAAGAUGAUGGAGAAUACAACGACAGAAGACCAUGAACAAAUGCAAAGGAUUGAGGCGGAAUACUUUGCGAUGCGAUGCGCCUUGUCGUGGAAACAAGGCUGUCUAGAUGUUGCCGAGCACAUGUACGCAAAAGCAGAUAAUCUCUUACAACAUGUUGAUUCAUCUUCUGCAGAAAGGCUGGCCGAUACGUUUCACUGCAUUGGAAGCGAACUUUCAUCCAAGGAGGAUCACGACAUGGCUUUGAAAUGGCUACGGCGGGCGCUCAGCCUCAUCAAUAAAAAAGGGCUAGAAAGACUUUCCACGGAAGGACUGGAACUUCGAAUGUCUAUCCAUCAUGAACUCAUCCAAACAUUGCUUGCUACAGGCUCUGAAGAGCAUUUCGAGGAAGCUGAUAAUCUAGCGUCACAAGUGGAAUCCGAGAUUGGAGACAAGCCAAUCGUUCUCCAUUGGAAACUUGAGAUUAUUCAUCGAUUACCUGGUGAGCUUUUUGAUGCCGAUUCAUGCGCAAGUAUUCUACGACGCAUGAUACGAUCGUUCAGUCUUUCGGAUCCCGGGCUCGGAUUUCUUCUGCACGGUAUUGGAGAACUACGCACCAGGGGACCUCGACUGGCAGGAAAGCCGUCGUUCGACGUGUUUGGAUGGGCACAAUGGAAACAGAUACGUCCACGGGAGUGGGAGACUUGGUCCGACUUCUGGAUCAACUCGUUCAAGAGACCGAAGCUCAUUUGGAAAAGGCUCGAUAUGAAUUAUUCCAAGAAACAAUACAGAGAAUGUCAACUCUGGUGCCAAGUGGCACUUCAUCCUAUCUUUUCCAAUAGCGGCGAAACAACUCAGAGAAAGUUCAGUCGAAGACUAGUGCGCUGUGCGAUUUCCUGCGAGGAUGCAGAAUCUGCGUACGCUACUUUCAAUGCCAUGCCAAAGGAUGCCCAGGACGAACCCCUCACGAGAUAUCUCAUGUUCAAGGUGGCUCUGAUGAGCUGGAACCAUGAACUAGGGCGUCAGUGUAUCGAGUAUCUUGGUAAAAUGCCAGACAAAUCCCAAUGCCAAGACAUCAUAUAUGCCUGCGUCAGGGAUGCACAGAACGCCGGCGACAGGAUGAUGACGCUGGAGACUCUGAAAGCAGCGACCGAAACAUUCGAUAUCGAGGGCGCUUCAACUACGAAUUUGCCUUCGAUAUUCAGAUGUGCGAUACGACUGAUAAACCUGAUCGAGGACCCACAGGACGAGCAUAUGGACGGCGCUCCUGAGCUUGCAGAAGAUACUUGUUGUAUAUUUGAGAGAGCCCGUUGUCAUUUUGUCGUCGCAACGGCAUUGAUCUCGCAGGCACGUACUGAGGACGAAGUGGAUGAGCAACUCCAGCGGUACCUUGAAGCAAGAUAUCACAUCUCAGAGUUUGACACGUUUUUCACUGAUCAUGUCCGGAACGACCCCAAGUCUGGCAUCUAUCCGGACCUUUUGGCUAAGAUGUCAACACUCUUUGUCUUUGAUUUUGAAAGUGCUGUCUGUCUGAAGCAGUGGGACGAUUCGAGCGAAAUCGUCAGAAAGGCUACAAUCUGCAAAGAUGAGAUAAUGUACAAAGCCAUGGCAGACUGCCUACUGAGAAGUGAAGCUCCGGGUAAUGUUGUGUAUGGAACAAUGCGUCUUAUUAUCAACGAAAUAUACUUACUGGAAGGUUUCGACAACAAACGGCUGGCAAAAUAUAUACGCUGUUUGUUCAAGGCUAUUCUGCCUCUGGACGAUCGUCUGGCUUUGCAGGUCAUCGGACAAACAGUCAAGGUCGCACGAGAAGGAAGCCAAGUACAAACCCCUUUCCCUGCAGAUGACUUGGACUACAUCGUCGCAGCAACUUUCAAUCAUGCCAUUGAUAUCUCUAGGAGAGGUGAUGAAGGGCUAUGCCAGCAAUGGGCUUUGAAAGCACUGGAACUCGCGGAGUACAUGGACGACGGGGGUGACAUGAGAGAUAGUUUGCGCAAGAGAGCCGCUGAAAUCGGAUUAAGUAUAAAGAUCUAUGGGCCCCUGCCCAACGCCGAGUUCGCCUAG